This is a messenger RNA of Dendronephthya gigantea, 2228 nucleotides long. RefSeq lists its product as uncharacterized. Bases 364 to 1842 code for a protein of 492 amino acids. The record is from RefSeq and is a predicted model, not a curated record. The transcript has 8 exons. Lineage: Eukaryota; Metazoa; Cnidaria; Anthozoa; Malacalcyonacea; Nephtheidae. Gene Ontology annotation, molecular function: protein binding.
CUCGGGAGCAUUUGUGUGUAAUGAUAUAUAACGAGGGAUUCGGUUGCACCCUCAAGAAGUGUCCCCAACUUCCGUCCAGCUUGACAGCCGUAGUGGCCGGAGUUCACCCUUCAUGACCUCGUGGUUCCGUUUGCGGGCAGAUGAAGAGGAAUUUCAUUGGUCAAGACGACUCUUCAUCAUGACUCCAUCAUGUCUCCGUCAGUCAUGAGCACUUGCGGACUGACUCGUUGUUUUGAGUCGAGAAGCCAAGAACAAACAUAUGAAUCAAGAUAAAUAAACAAAGACCACUUCACACCAAACAAGAAAUCAUAUUCAGAACUAAAUCUGACAAGGUGAUAGAAAGAUACUUGAAUAUUGGGAAAGAUGAGCUUACUCAACCAGUCAGCAUCCCCAAGGUUGCUUGAUAAACUACCAACCAUGGCACAAUCUCCACCAAGCUCAACCAAGCCAAAGUCGAGGAUCACCAGGCAUCCAUGCACACCAUUUUGUGAUGCGAAGGUCGAAUGCCCCAAACACCACGAUCUUGUGUUGACUCUGAUGAACUGUAACAACUGUGCUGGAGCUAAAUCAAAUAUUCUGCAGUUUCAAAAAUGUGUUAUCAGGUACAUCGAUGAAGGCUGGGAUAAAGAUGAUGUUGUUCCAGAUCCAUCUGAAGAACUUAGGUUUCCACUAGUUCAUUUGGCAUGUGGUUUUGGAAAAUCUUCAGCUCUUGACUGGCUGAUACAAUAUGGCUUUGAACCAAAUUUGAAGUCAGAAUCAACAGGACAGUUCCCACUACAUUGUGCAAUACGUGGGCUGCAUCGAUCGAAAACAAAAACCACAUCAAAAGAACUUGUAGCAAAGUUGAAACGAAUUAUGACCAUCUUGCCCAAACAGUUGUUGUUUCAUGAUGAAGUCAAUGGUGACACUCCACUUCAUACAGCAGCUGUUUUGUUAACUACAAUGGACCAAAAAUUUCAGUAUUUUCAGAGCUGUAUUGAAGCGAUUAGCAAUGAAGCAUUAAAGAUGGACUGUCCUUCAAACACCAUUCUAGAUGCCAUCAAUUAUGAAGGCAAAACUGCUCUACAUUUGCUUGCUUCGGCCAGCAAGAAGGUUGAGUUCUGUGCCGGUGCGAUUCGCGCUCUCGUAUCUGCAGGAGCUGAUAAGACCAUCAGAGACAACAACGGUGAGACUGCAUUGGAUAUUGCAUUUGCUGGAGGCGUUCAAAAUCUUGUACAGGAACUCCUGAGGAACGGUGAGCAGGGUAUUUACUCCGAGUUGGAUACCGACCAGGAGCUUCCCGUAUCAAGUGCGAGUGACUUAUUUCCUUCCCCGAGUCGCACUGAUGACAGUGACGCAGUGUGGAACGAGAGAGCGAGCUCACGAUCAUCCAGCACACCUUCCACUCUACCCAUCACCAGCAACACACCGGGUAUCAAUGAUCAUAGCACGCCAACCAUGGCUUUGAUGGAGGUUAAACAGGAGAGGAUUCUCGUAUCAGAGGAGAACUGCGGCUCACCCUGCGCAUGCAGUCCGUCGGAUGAAGAUGUGUCCGCGCAAGGAGGUUUAUCAAACUCCCCGGCUGUGUUGAAGUACCUCGGUGACGCUGGCUUGUUGGGUGACGUCACCGCACUUGUUGCCAGGGCCCGCGCACAAGAUGAAGCUAAUAUGAGAAGAAUUGAAACCAGAGCAAACGAGAUCGACAUUCAAAUAAAGAACAAGGAACAUUGUAUUCAGAAAAUGAAACAAGAGCUUUCCACCCUCAAGAAUAAACGCAAAGAAUGCGACUCGGAUUUUGAAAGGCUCAAAAAGAGAAUGCAUUCGUGCGAAAGCGCCAUGAAAGAAUUGCCAAGUUUAUCAUAAAACCAAGACGGGGGGGACAGAGAAUAUUGUGUUAUGUUUCACGAGAACUCCGGCCGGUUUUUCUCGGUUGCCGCCAUAGGUCACUGAAUAUAUGUUUUGAUCUGUAUAAUAUCUGGAAUGUGAUCGAAGUUACCAUGAAAAGUUUCAACUGCAAACUGUAUUCAAUUCUGCAAUACCAUUCUUUGUUGUUUUUCAAGAAACUGCAUACGAUUGGACGGAAAAUAUUGGACGAAACACUGUUGAAAAUACUCAAUUCGUGAAAGACAAAAAAGGCAUUUGAAUCUAUUUGUAAAUAUUUGCGGUAUCUACGAGUAAAUAUUUGUGGUUUGGGACAGAAAGAUACAAUCUCAAAAGCUAACAUUGAAUACAUAGAAUUCGUGAUUCUA